Molecule: messenger RNA, 4311 nt
Organism: Leishmania braziliensis MHOM/BR/75/M2904
Lineage: Eukaryota; Euglenozoa; Kinetoplastea; Trypanosomatida; Trypanosomatidae
Product: ABC transporter family-like protein
Exons: 1
Coding region: 1-4311 (1436 amino acids)
Molecular function (GO): ATP binding; ATP hydrolysis activity; ABC-type oligopeptide transporter activity
Source: RefSeq, a predicted model, not a curated record
AUGUCGUGCAAAUUACUGGUGUAUUUGUCGCCGCUUCCUGCCCUGCAAGUGCUCAUCAGUGCCAUCACAUGUCUCUCGUCAACAUGCGCUGCCUCUCUUCGUGAAUUGCUGUGGCUGUCGCAGCUACGCAAGGGAGUUCCACUGAGUGCCAGUGUUGUGGUGCUUACUCUUGUCGUUACAGGAUUGCGACUGAGCAAAUCCCUGUACUUUGGGAAUGGCGUGUACCUGCGCCACCGGGCCAUCUUCCUUGAAAAAAUUCGCGCGAUUGUGCUGCGGUGGGAGGCGAGUUGCGUGACGGAGGUGGCGGCCUGUUGCGCCGAUGUGGACGGCCAAGCCACUGUCGUGCUCGCCCGCUACGUAGGAUGGCGAGCGGCCAACAGGAUUUGCGCGUGGUGGGCAGAGGAAGUGGCAGCAGAUGUUUCAUCAUCGCAGGCACCGGUAGCAUCGUCGGUAUCGUUUUCUGGAAUUGUACCGUCUGUGGCCUUCUCCGAAGAUAUGCCGCUGGAGGAAAUGCUCGAGCUCGCCUACAUGGCCGACGCCGUUCUGCGACUUGGCGAGGACCGACGGUGGCUAGAACGGCUAGUGACGAUCCUUCAAUACGUCCUACUCCGCCGCGUCUCUCUGAUGGAGGAGACGCAGCUGUACCGACGCCUGCGCGCGCGGGCCCUUUUUCCAUGCCACCCUGCGACACGGAGGCGCAGGGGCGGUGUCUGGGGGGAUCGGGAUAUGCAAUGCCGCACGUGGGCUGCCGCGUGGCGAUUGCACCACCAUCCUACCUGGUUGGCACCACACGCCGGCGGCACCCAGUUUCUCUGCCUACCACUCAGCUACUUCCCAGUGGAGGCCGUGCUGCCGUACGUGGCAUGCGAGACCUGGCUCAACGACCGUCUGGUGAGAGCAAUGCUGCCGCGAUGGGAGCGGUUGUGCGUGCGCUUGUUGCGGCAGACGCACAACUCCACAUCCUCUGUACAGGGUCUCAAUAACGGUGCGCGAACGGAGAGAAUGUCAAGCAAGGUGCACUACUGGUUUCUACGCUACACCGCCCCACUCCUGCGUACCAGUGUCGAGCAGCAGCGUGCCGCCGCCCGCCGCUUCUGCAUGGAGGAGCUGAGCACCGCUGCCGGUUACGACAACACCACUGUGAGUAACACUCCCCGCAGUUCUCUUGCGUUCGUGUGGCGGUGUCUUAUAGACUCCUGCACGUGCUCCGUAUCAACACUAUUAACAGGAUCGACUGCAGAGGGCAGCGCCGUGCCGAGCGCGGAAUCAACCAAGCUUGUGCGCCGCGUGGUGAUUCUUCGUGCCGUCUCUCAGGCCGCCGUCUUCACCUUGCAGAUCUGCUACCCUCGCCUCUCCGUUCGAUAUGUCACUGAGGUAGCAGUCGCUGGUGUCUGCGCGCAGGGAGAGCGCAGCGCUCUAUCUACAGAGAUCACCACCACCAACGAAGCGGUAACGUCGCCUGUAGACACGCUGCUGAGCUCUAUGGCUGCUGAUAUGGGAUGGGCACUGGUAGCCGGGGCAGCGGAGGUACUGCUGUCGCGCUUCACAGGUGUCACCGGGAACCAGUUGUCGAUGCUGCUUGCCGAUGCCGCUACGCGACGACUCCAACAAGAGCUGCUUUGUGUCGACGAAGCCUUCUACUGUCGGUGGCUCCGCACCGCGCCUGGUGAGGCAGGCGGUAUGGGAGACACCGGUUUGACUGCGGCGCCCGGUAUGCGGAUGUCUCCCGUUGGCAUGCGGCCAGCGCGCCCGCUCAUCACAGCCGAAGACGUCCUCGCCGUGGGACGGCGUGGUGGUGAGCGUGUGAUCGCCUUGCACGACGCUGUGGUGAAGCGGUCGCUUCGGUAUGCUGCACUUAUCGGGCGCGUAGCUGUUACACGCGAGUGGCGGCCGCUACUCGGUGCGGCUGUUGCGGCGUGGGUGGAUGUACCGGCGCUGCUCUCCUUAUUCUCUGUCGCGGUGGGCUAUUCGACUCCCUCCGACGUCGCGCGCUUGCUCUCGCGAAGGGAGGAGAGUCUGCCAACCAGGAGCCCUGUCGGUCUGCGGCUGCUGUUGGAGCUCCUUGUGGAUGAGGAGAGUGCCACAACAAUACCGUCCGCCACACGGCAGAGACGCCUGCCGCGACUGCGGCACCCAUACUUGGCGCUCAUCGCGUGUUCGAGUGUUUGGACGUUUGAGCACCUCUUAGGGGAGGCAAAACGGAGUGUGUCGAGCCUCUACGCCCAUGUGUGCCAACUCAAGGCCGUGUACGCGGCCGUUGGCGUAUAUCAGUAUUCGGUCACAUCGGUGGGAGGCGACACAAGGGCGGCAGACGCCAUUGCCGCUAUGCAGGAGGAUGUACGCUGCGUGCUCUACUACAGCGUCUACCAGAUGGAGCGCAUGUGCAAGGAACGGUAUGGCAGUGACGCCGGUGCAGCUUCGUCGCUGCUCCACCCGCUUCUGGACCCUGAGGAGACGGCACUGCUCCAGCAUCCAAGCGCGCUUUCCUACCUCCCUGCCCACGUGGACUACUUUGAUCUCUUCUCUCUGCCUUACCGCUUUGUUCUGCGGCAGCUGGGGCUGGAGAUGGUCUUUGCCUACCGAACCGCAGUGGGCAUGCAGCAGGAGUCGCGACAAAUGGCUGAGGAAUGGUGGACACAGGCGCUCUUCCACAACGCCUUCAACCCCCUCACCUCGGCGCUGCAGGAGGCUGCUCAGCUCACCGCAUCUUGUGCGACUGUGCUGCUGCUUUGUUCGAAGUUCGUCGACGGGAUGUGGCUGAUGUCUCCACUUCCGUUGCCUGUUCUUCUCCAGGAAGCGCGGGCCAUGCAAACGUACCGCGAUCUCCUGCGCAGUGGCGUGGCGGUGCAGCGCCUCGAGGACGGCGUAGCCCCACUGCAGCAGCUGUGUGAGUACCUGCCCCGCACCGUCGUGUCAGAGGCAUCAACCCUGCGGCACUCCCCGUUUCAGGAUGCGAACUGCUCCACUGAGAAUCUCUCCGCGCUUCAGCAGCGCCGCCACCAUUGGCGUCAGGUGUUGAUGGUGAGUAGACCAGAACUAUGCUUUGACACCGACAGCCGCAUCGUCGGAGGACUGCGUCUCCGUGGCGGUGUCAGCUGGCAUCACGUGUACUUCGCUUACCCUCAGCUGUUUGUCGCCCCGAGAGUACCAGACCCAGGGCAGAAGAAGCCAAGCUGCAGCUGUAGCGUGCGACCCACCCUCGCCGAUGCAUGCUUUGCAUGUCCGGCCGUUGGCAUGACGGCCGUGGUUGGUCCAAGUGGUGCGGGUAAGAGCUCGCUCAAUCUGCUGCUGCGGCGCCUCUACGACCCGGUUGCUGUAGUGGAGCUCACGCGCGGCGGUGGAAUGGGGCGGUCGCAUCCCGAUGAACAGCUGGGUGUGUAUGUUGAUAUCAACCGCAUCGGUACCGCCGCUGACGCAGAGGAUGUUCUUGUCGAGGUGCUGCGUCUCGCCCUCGUUGAAAGUGCAUUGCCGCCGCCGUUCAACUACGAAGUGGCAGGGUUGCCGUCUCGUUUCAGUACAGCUGAUAGGCAUAGCGGCACGUCACAGUCCUCGCCGACGACCUCUGCUCCCCUGGUGCACUCUCGGCGCUACUGUCUCCGAGUGCAACCCGGCUAUAUCGCCCUUGAUGGCAUUCCAUUAAACCUUUUCGCCGCUACGUACGUGCGUCAGUGGCUUGCCUGGCUGCCGCAGACGCCACAUGUGCAACCACGCCAGAGCUUUCUGUCCAAUGUGUGCGGCACGGCGAUGCACGUCACGCUGCACGACGUACAAAAAGCCCUGCGCGUGUGUGAUUGCGACGCCUUCAUGGGGGAGAGACACCGCACUUUGCGAGACCUCGUUGGCCCCUUGAGCGGUGGUGAAGCUCAGCGGUUGGCACUGGCAAGGGUUGUGGCGGCUUUGCUGGCGCGUUCUCGUGUGGAGCUGCUACAGGGCAUGCCAUUGCACGACAGCGAUGGCGGCACGGGAGUGGCAGCUGCUGCAGUAGGCGGAUUAGUGCUUGACGAGCCGACGAAUAAGCUGGAUGCCAUCAGUGAGCACCACCUCCUCGCCGCACUGGCAGCGUUGCAAGGGAUAGACAGGGUGAAUAAUUCGGAGGCAGGGGCACGGUUGCCCCUUUUUAUAUGGAUGAUAUCGCACCGCAUGUCGUCGCUGAGGUCGGCGCAGCACAUGGUGGUUGUGGAGGACGGCCGAAUCACCGCGAGUGGGCCCUCUGCAGAAGUAGUGAAAACAAAUUUAUUCGUCAAGACGCAGCUACGGCUACAACAGCUCACGGAGGCGUCGACGUCCACGUUAAUCGACACAACUGACUAG